UUGUCAAUUUUGUUCAUAACAAUAUUCAAAAUGGUUACGUGUCGGAAAAAAUGAGUAUAAUUAUUACUUGUGUGUGUUAUCUAUGAUGAGUACCUAUUUUAAAAUGCUUUAAUACAAUAAUUACAUCCCAUACCAACGAUAUGGCUGUCAAACAAGAACCCGUUUUAAAUCCACAACCAGAAAAACAAAAAAGCAGCAUCUUGUGUCUUGAUAUAAGUAAUUUCAGUCAAACGGUCCAGUUUAUGUUAUGCUGUGCAGCGGUGUUCGUGUUUUACUUGCUUUAUGGAUACAUGCAAGAGCUUAUUUUUACCAUUAAGGAUUUUAAGCCAUUUGGUUGGUAUCUGACUUUGGUGCAAUUUGGAUAUUAUACAAUAUUUGGAAUUGUGGAAACAAAGAUUCGGGGCAUUCAUAAGAGAUGUAUACCUAUGAAGGUUUAUUUUGUAUUAGCACUAUUAACUUUGGGCACUAUGGGCUUCUCAAAUUCAUCUCUAGAGUACCUCAAUUAUCCUACGCAAGUGAUAUUUAAAAGUUGCAAGCUGAUACCUGUACUAGCUGGAGGCAUUAUUAUACAAGGAAAACGGUAUGGACCACUGGAUUUUCUUUCAGCUCUACUAAUGUGUGUUGGGUUAACAUUAUUCACAUUGGCUGAUUCACAGGUCCAACCCAAUUUUAAUACAAAAGGUAUAACUGUGAUCUCGCUUGCUCUGCUUUGUGAUGCCGUUAUUGGAAAUGUACAAGAAAAAAAUAUGAAAGGAUAUGGAGCCCCAAAUGCUGAAGUAGUGCUCUAUUCUUAUGGACUUGGAUUUGUAUAUAUUUUUGUUGUUAUGUUAGCUACUGGAGACUUCUUUCGUGGACUAAGUUUUUUUGCUGAAAGUCCAUAUAUCACCUAUGGUUAUGCAUUUAUUUUUUCUGUAACAGGUUACCUGGGUAUUCAAGUGGUUCUAACUCUAGUCAGAACUACAGGGGCUUUUGCUGCUGUUACUGUUACGACAAUGAGAAAGGCUGUGACCAUAAUAAUAUCUUUUAUCUUUUUCAGUAAGCCUUUCACAAUGCAGUAUUUCUGGUCUGGAUGCGUUGUAGUAUUUGGCAUUUAUAUCAAUUUGUAUAGUAAAAAGCACCCGUUAUCAAUGAGUGAUUUUGAAGAUUGCUGUGAUAGAUUACUAAGAAGAAUAAGGACCAAACUAAUAGCAAAACAAUACAGUAGUGGACAAUACUUGACCAGCGUUUAAACUGGCCAAUAGGAAAUAGCUUUUGUACAUUUUAUAUUACAAUUUUUGAAUGAAACGCAACUGUUUAUCUAUAGAUAAUUUAUUUAUAAAAUUAAAUUAUACCUAUAACAAUAUUAUAGUAUAGUACAAAAUAUGGAAUAAUUUUAAGAAUCAACCAUAAAGUAAAUAAAGAAAAU
Sitophilus oryzae (rice weevil) is the source of this 1405-nucleotide messenger RNA. RefSeq names its product adenosine 3'-phospho 5'-phosphosulfate transporter 2 (gene Papst2). The coding region runs from base 141 to 1229 and encodes 362 amino acids. Gene Ontology annotation, cellular component: endoplasmic reticulum membrane; Golgi membrane. The transcript is spliced from 5 exons. Gene Ontology annotation, molecular function: 3'-phosphoadenosine 5'-phosphosulfate transmembrane transporter activity. The record is from RefSeq and is a predicted model, not a curated record. NCBI's taxonomy places the organism in Eukaryota, Metazoa, Arthropoda, Insecta, Coleoptera, Curculionidae. Gene Ontology annotation, biological process: transmembrane transport.